Molecule: messenger RNA, 1766 nt
Organism: Dromiciops gliroides (monito del monte)
Lineage: Eukaryota; Metazoa; Chordata; Mammalia; Microbiotheria; Microbiotheriidae
Gene: PAGR1
Product: PAXIP1 associated glutamate rich protein 1
Exons: 4
Coding region: 306-1085 (259 amino acids)
Source: RefSeq, a predicted model, not a curated record
GGCAAGGGUGCUGCGCCAGGUGCGUAUGAAUCUCCUCGCGCGAAGGACAGGAACGCAAGUGGACGUCGCGUGGCCGUGGGGGUUGGUCCCGAGAUCGACUUCGCGGGAACCCGCGUGGAUGCGCGCGUCGCGGUCGCUGGGGCGGAGAGUGGGGAGGGGGAGGAGUUAACGUGGGAAAAGCGCGCGCGCGUGGACUCUCCUGGCUCACCGGCCCAUCCCCCAGUCCUGUCUGUGUACGACCCCCCCAGGGGGAAAAGGGGAAGAGACAGGAGACUUGUCUAGCUCAAGGGCCCAGGCCCAGGGCCAUGGAGUCCUUGGCGGUGACCAAUGCUGCGUUGGAGCCCGGGGAAGGGGAGGUGACUUCUGGCCUGGAAGCUUUGGCUGUGGAGGACCCUGCAGGAGCCCCUGCCCGGACUGACCCAGCCCAGGAGGUAGAGGAAGAGGGAAGGGAAAGGGCCAGAGAAGAAGUCCAGGUGGAGGUGGAAGCAGAGGAGCCCGUCCUUGAAGAGGCACAGGUUGAACCAGCUGGUACAUCUGAGGAGGAAGAAGAUGACGAAGAAGAUGAAGGAAAGGAAGACUGGUGUGUGCCUUGCAGUGAUGAAGAGCUAGAGUUACCCCAGAAUGGAGAACCCUGGAUGCCACCCCCUGCUGAAAUUCGAAAGCUCUAUGAGCUGCUGGCCACUCAUGGGACCCUGGAGCUCCAGGCUGAGGUUCUACCCCGAAGGCCUCCCACUCCAGAGGUCCAGAGCGAGGAGGAGAAAUCAGAUGAAGAGCCUGAAGCAGAGGAGGAGGAAGAGGAAAAGCCUCAUGUACCCACAGAAUUUGACUUUGAUGAUGAGCCCAUGACGCCCAAGGAUUCUCUGAUUGACAGAAGACGUACCCCAGGGAGCUCGGCCCGGAGUCAGAAGCGCGAGGCACGCCUCGACAAGGUUCUCUCCGACAUGAAGCGGCACAAGAAGCUAGAGGAGCAGAUCCUCAGGACUGGCCGAGAUCUCUUCAGCCUAGACUCGGAAGACCCCUCGCCUUCGACCACUCCCGUCCGACCCACCGGAGGAGGGCUCUUCUUGAGGCAGCGGAAAUACUGAGCGAACAGGGGAGGGGGCUCCCCUCUGCGGCCCCCCGGAGCGCGAGGGCGCCUGGCACGAGGCCGGCCGUAGAAGGAGCUGGCGAUGGAGGACUGCCGUGGUGGAGUGGUGGAUGGACCGAGUUUCGGUGGUUGUGUUUUUGUAAACUGAGCAGUUACAUUCCAAGGAGGUUUUUUUUAGGCCAAUCUUUGGUAUCUAAAUAAAGACUGUGCAGCUAGCUAUCCCCUCGCCACUCCCCUUUAUCCGCCAGCCUCCGAGGAGGGGUCGUUACGGCGGAGAAACCCCAAAGUUCAGGAGGCUUUGCUGUCCCCUCCCCUUCUCCCUCCACGGGGGGGCGGGAGAACUUGGAUAAGGAAGGCCCCAGGAUUGCUCGUGAGUUGGGUUCAAGAGACUAUUGACCAAAACUGGCUCUUCUCCCGGGCUCCCCAAAGUAUGGGGUGAGGAAGCGAAGCCCCUUCCAGCCCAGCGGAGAGCCGGGAGCCUCCAGGCGGAGUCUGCUCCUUCCUCCGACCCACCCUCCCUGGGCCCUUUAAAUGCUCCGGUCCCACCCCUCUCCGGCCUGACUACCAGGAAGUCUAUUACAGCGGUGCAGUGCGGUGGGGUGGGGAGAGGACUUGCGCUUCCCGAGGGAUGAGACGUCGGCCGCGGACGACACUUCCAGCCCAGUGACUCUGAGACCCC